AUAUCUGUCUAACGUCUAACCUUUUUAGAGAAAAAUCAACCUCGAAACGACGUCGGCUUAGACGGUCCGAGUCAACGACGGCGUGCGCGGUUUCCACCGGCCCUGGAAUCAAUCAAUCUAGCACGUGUCAGUGCGUGUUCCAUCAUCUUCUGCAUUUUCCUGAUCAAAGAUGUUGGAGCAAUUACUGAUAUUCACGCGCGGAGGCUUGAUCCUCUGGACCUGCAACCACUUCACCAACGCCCUCAAGGGCUCUCCGAUCGACACGUUGAUCCGCUCCUGCCUCCUGGAGGAGCGAUCCGGUGCGGCGAGCUUCACCUACGACGCACCUGGAGCUUCCUACUGCCUCAAAUGGACCUUCCACAAUGACCUCGGCCUCGUCUUCGUCGCCGUCUACCAGCGCAUCCUCCACCUCCUUUACGUCGACGAUCUACUCGCCGCCGUCAAGCGCGAAUUCUCUGGCCUAUACCAACCCCAAAAAACCGAAUACCGAGAUUUUGACGAGAUCUUCCGCCAGCUGCAGAUCGAGGCCGAGGCACGCACCGAGAAUUUGAAGAAAACGAAUCCCCUCCCCGCGGUGGCUCCUCAAAGGAAACAGCAAAACGGCACGUGGCAGGGGGAAGGGAAAAAGGCUGGGACAGAAAAAAAGAGUGACGGGGAUGGUGAUGGGAAGAAAGGGCGUAGAAUUGAGAAUGGUGGUUUUGUUGUAGCUAAGAAUAAUUCUAAUGCUAACUUGAAGAGUAGUGGUAAUGGUAGUGUGAAUAUUGGGAAAGAGAAUGAGAGUGCUAAUAUAGGGGCUUUUGAUGUAAAUAGGCUGCAGAAGCUUAAAGGAAAAGGGGGCAAUGGAAAUGGGAAUGGGAAGAAGAAAGAGGCUGUUGUUGCUGCCAAGGCUGAGCCAAAAAAGGUGGUUAAGAAAAACAGGGUUUGGGAUGAUUCCCCUCCGCAAACCAAACUGGACUUUACGGAUCACCUCGAUGGGGAGGGAGAUGGGGAUAAAAAGGUUGACUUUCUGGCUAAAGAACAAGGGGAGAGUAUGAUGGAUAAAGAAGAGAUUCUUAGCAGUGAUAGCGAGGUUGAAGAUGAUGAUGAUGAUACUGGGAAGGAUAGCAAGCCUGAGGCUAAGAAAAAGGGUUGGUUUUCAUCUAUGUUCCAGAGUAUUGCUGGAAAGGCAAAUUUGGAGAAGUCGGAUUUGGAACCGGCUUUGAAAGCUCUGAAGGACAGACUCAUGACCAAGAAUGUGGCCGAGGAAAUAGCUGAGAAACUAUGUGAGUCUGUGGCAGCAAGUCUUGAAGGCAAAAAGCUUGGUUCAUUUACAAGGAUAUCUUCAACAGUGCAUACAGCAAUGGAAGAUGCACUUGUUCGUAUUUUAACCCCAAGGCGAUCUAUUGACAUAUUGAGGGAUGUGCAUACUGCCAAGGAGCAAAGGAAACCAUAUGUGGUUGUGUUUGUUGGAGUUAAUGGAGUUGGAAAAUCUACUAAUUUGGCUAAGGUUGCUUACUGGCUUCUGCAACACAACACUAGUGUCAUGAUGGCUGCGUGUGAUACAUUUCGAUCGGGAGCUGUUGAGCAGCUGCGGACACAUGCACGUAGACUUCAGAUCCCUAUAUUUGAGAAGGGCUAUGAGAAAGAUCCUGCCGUUGUGGCAAAAGAAGCAAUUCAGGAAGCUUCACGCAAUGGUUCAGAUGUGGUUCUUGUUGAUACGGCUGGCCGUAUGCAGGAUAAUGAACCAUUGAUGAGGGCCCUGUCAAAGCUCAUCAACCUCAACAAUCCUGACCUUGUCUUAUUUGUUGGAGAAGCACUGGUUGGUAAUGAUGCAGUUGAUCAGCUUUCGAAAUUCAACCAGAAAUUAGCGGACCUCUCAACAUCUCCCACACCCAGAUUGAUAGAUGGGAUCUUGCUCACCAAAUUUGACACUAUUGACGAUAAGGUGGGAGCUGCACUUUCAAUGGUUUAUGUAUCUGGGGCUCCAGUGAUGUUUGUGGGCUGUGGACAGUCCUAUACCGACCUCAAGAAACUGAACGUCAAGUCAAUUGUGAAGACGCUGCUUAAAUGA
This is a messenger RNA of Vigna radiata var. radiata (mung bean), 2050 nucleotides long. Its product is annotated as signal recognition particle receptor subunit alpha. Gene Ontology annotation, biological process: SRP-dependent cotranslational protein targeting to membrane. Gene Ontology annotation, cellular component: signal recognition particle receptor complex; endoplasmic reticulum membrane. The record is from RefSeq and is a predicted model, not a curated record. The transcript has 10 exons. The coding region runs from base 170 to 2050 and encodes 626 amino acids. Gene Ontology annotation, molecular function: GTP binding; GTPase activity; ATP hydrolysis activity. NCBI's taxonomy places the organism in Eukaryota, Viridiplantae, Streptophyta, Magnoliopsida, Fabales, Fabaceae.